Molecule: messenger RNA, 2099 nt
Organism: Cornus florida
Lineage: Eukaryota; Viridiplantae; Streptophyta; Magnoliopsida; Cornales; Cornaceae
Product: pentatricopeptide repeat-containing protein At4g02820, mitochondrial
Exons: 3
Coding region: 53-1600 (515 amino acids)
Cellular component (GO): mitochondrion
Molecular function (GO): protein binding
Source: RefSeq, a predicted model, not a curated record
UUGAUUAAAAACCCUGACCACUGAACAAACGGCGAACAUAACGUAGGUUAAAAUGUUGAUCCGCUGCGCCCGCACAACCUUCGCCGCCGUUCGGCAUUUCUCCGCGGAAGCGACUGCUGCGGCGGCGAAGCCAGCAUCGACGGGCGUCGUAACCAGCACCGCCAAGACCUCCGGUGGCCGAGACACACUGGGCCGACGACUUCUAAGCCUCAUUUACACAAAACGCAGCGCCGUUAUCACUAUAAGGAAAUGGAAAGAAGAAGGGCGUGUAGUCCGCAAGUACGAACUCAAUCGCAUCGUCCGAGAGCUCCGAAAAUUCAGGCGUUACAAGCACGCCCUUGAGAUAUGUGAAUGGAUGAGAAUACAAGAUGAUAUCAAGCUAUUACCGGGAGAUUAUGCAGUCCAUUUGGACUUGAUUGCAAAAGUUCGUGGCUUAAACAGUGCGGAAAAGUUUUUUGAAGAUCUCCCGGAUAAAAUGAGAGGCCAGCCUACCUGUACUGCCCUACUCCACACCUAUGUGCAGCAUAAGGUGUCCUCUAAAGCAGAGACUCUAAUGGAUAAAAUGGCAGAAUGUGGGUUUUUGAAGUAUCCCCUUCCUUACAACCACAUGUUGUCUCUGUACAUCUCGACUGGGCAACUCGAGAAAGUUCCGGAAGUAAUUCAAAAGUUAUUAGCUAACACUUCGCCUGAUGUAGUCACUUAUAAUCUAUGGUUAACUGUGUGUGCCUCUCAGAAUGAUGUUGAAACUGCAGAAAAGGUCUUUCUCGGGCUAAAGAAGGCAAAAUUAGAGCCGGAUUGGGUGACAUAUAGCACAUUAACCAGCUUGUACAUUAAAAAUUCUCUGCUUGAGAAGGCUGCAUCUAGUUUGAAGGAAAUGGAGAAAAGGACUUCUCAGAAAGUUCGAGUUGCUUAUUCCUCUCUCAUUAGCUUGCAUACGAGCAUGGGAAAUAAAGAUGAGGUUGACCGCAUAUGGAAAAAAAUGAAGUCAUCCUUCCGCAAAAUGAAUGAUGCUGAAUAUACUUGCAUGAUGGCUGCCCUCGUAAAACUCCAGAAAUUUGAAGAAGCCGAGAAUCUUUAUACAGAGUGGGAGUCUGUUUCCGGGACUCGUGACUCUAGGGUUCCCAAUUUACUUCUUGCAGCUCACAUCAACAAAAACAAGAUGGAAAUGGCUGAGAAUUUUUACAGUCGGAUGGUUCAAAGAGGCAUCAUCCUUGGAUACACCACAUGGGAGCUGCUUACAUGGGGCUACUUGAAACAGAAGCAGAUGGAUAAAGUUUUAGAUUGUUUCAAGAAAGCUAUUAGCUGUGUGAAGAAAUGGAAUCCUGAUGAAAGGAUAGUGCGAGAAAUCUUCGGGAGCCUUGAAGAACAAGGCAAUGUUGAUGGGGCAGAGCAGUUGCUAGUUACACUUCGGAAUGCUGGCCAUGUGAAUACAGAGAUCUAUAAUUUACUUCUGAGAACAUAUGCAAAAGCUGGCAAAAUGCCACUUUUAGUAACAGAGCGCAUGGAGAAGGACAAGGUCCAGUUGGACGAGGAAACUCGUGAACUUAUUAAAUUAACUAGCAAAAUGUGCAUAAGUGAAGUUUCAAGCUGUCUUUCUUAAGCAGACACUGCAAUGAUUUGUUUUGAGAUAGUACUUGAUUACCAAGAAAGGGCAAAGAAAAAGUAGCGGCCCUUGAGAUAUUAUUUAUGCUUUGGGUCAAGAAAAAGAUGGCUGGUAGAAGAUCUGCUGGACUUCCUACAACUACAAUUUCUGUUAUCAAAAUAAAUCAAGCAGAGAGUCUGGAGGACAACAUUUGUUAUGACCGUGCCUUCCAUUUCAGGGAAACAGCUUGAGCAUGGAGAGCUGAUGGGUGGGAGGCCCUUUUGUUCCAUGGGUAGUUGGGUUGGUGCGAUGGUAUGUUUCAGUAUUUUUUUGUGUAUUUUGAUUUUCAUCAAGUUAUAUUACCUGUUCCUUCACUUCAUGGGUACCUUUUGUUUGGAUUUCUGAAAUAAUGGAUACGCUUGUGAACUCAAUCAAACUAGCACAACUGGUUGUAAAUUAUAAAUUGCCUUUUUGGUGACUGUCAGAAUGAUCAAAUUUCUGGCUUUAAACUUAUUUA